CUUUUCACGCAGUUUCUUCGCUCUUCUUUUUCUCUUUCUCUUUCUUUUUCUCUAGUAAUAACACGGCUCUUCGAUUGCAUUGACUGUUUGCAUUAUCUCAACAAUGGUUGAAAACGUUCUGGACGAUAUCUCCCAUCGGAGGUUCAAUCCCCUUCGAGGAUCCUACAUUCUGGUCUCCCCACAUCGGACCAAGCGCCCCUGGCAAGGACAGCAGGAGAGCCCCUCUAAAACUACUUUACCAACCUACGACCCCGCUUGCUAUCUUUGCCCCGGAAACAAGCGCGCGCAAGGCGAUACUAACCCUAAGUAUGAGAAAACCUUCGUCUUCGUAAACGACUACAGUGCGGUCAAGGAAGAACAAGCGCCGUAUAGCCCUGAAGGUGGCGAGGACCUUGAAUCAUUUUUCCUCAAGGCAGAGCCUGUCACCGGCAAAUGCUAUGUGCUUACCUUCUCUGCGGCCCACAACCUCACCUUGGCCGACCUCUCGCCUGCUGAGAUUGCGCCUGUCAUUGACGCUUGGACUGAGAUUUACACGGCCCAUUUGUCCCCCAAGUCGCCAUUGGCUGCUGUAGCUCCAGCGACCACUUUGCCUCCAAACUCCCCAACUGCUAGCUUGACCAAGCCCAAGGAGCAGUAUCGCUACAUGCAGAUCUUCGAGAACAAGGGUGCCGCCAUGGGGUGCUCGAACCCUCACCCUCACGGUCAGGUCUGGACCACCAGCUCUUUGCCCGAAGAACCGGCUAUGGAACUCGAGCAGCUGAAGAAAUACCGCCGGGAAAAUGGUGGCAAGCAUAUGUUGGAAGCCUAUGCUGCUCUGGAAAGCCGGAAGCAGGAGCGCGUGGUGUUUGAGAAUGAUGCCUUCCUUGUCGUCUGCCCCUGGUGGGCUGUCUGGCCCUUUGAGACUAUGAUUGUCAGCAAGACCCACAAGCGUGCGCUGGUCGACUUAGAUAGCAGCGAGAAGGUGCAGCUAGCGGAAGCCAUUGCCGAAGUCACGAGACGUUACGACAACCUCUUCGAAACGCACUUCCCGUACAGCAUGGGUAUCCACCAGGCACCACUUGACGGAACCGAGGAGGAAAUCGAGUCGUCAUAUCUUCACCUUCACUUCUACCCCCCGCUAUUGCGCAGCGCCACUGUGCGCAAAUUCUUGGUUGGGUAUGAAAUGAUGGGCGAGCCCCAGCGUGACAUUACACCUGAGCAAGCGGCUGCGAGGUUGAGAGGCUGCGGGGGAGAGCUCUAUAGGAAGAAGAUGGACAACUAAGAUCAAAGAGUAUUGGAUCAAGCUGGAUUGUAUGUUGUAUACGUAUGUGUUCUGACAGCAAUGAAUACUUGCAUUCGUGGGUCCAUCGGACCAGUCCCGGCCGGCUUCUGUGUUUCGGACUUGUAUCGACUCCUGUCAUCCCCCCCUUCGAGAAAGGAGCUAAUCGGUUAUGCGUGUCUCAAUCACCCACGCGCAAUUAAUGACUUGCACCCUUACUUCGGCUGAGCCUCUAUCCCUUGCUAAUUCCUGCGUCAUCAUGCUCGUCCUUUUCGAUUGCUCCACGGUCCACCCAUUCAGUGAUCUGCAUGAAGCGGCUGAGGUGUGCAUUCGACGUAGCUUUACCUUUUAGUUUAAGGUGGUGAAACAUGGUUCACCUCUCAUUCUUUGAGGCGCCAACUAUCGAUUUACGAAC
Messenger RNA from Aspergillus welwitschiae, 1673 nucleotides. Its product is annotated as UDP-glucose:hexose-1-phosphate uridylyltransferase. Lineage: Eukaryota; Fungi; Ascomycota; Eurotiomycetes; Eurotiales; Aspergillaceae. The coding region runs from base 104 to 1261 and encodes 385 amino acids. The transcript has 4 exons. Gene Ontology annotation, cellular component: cytoplasm. Gene Ontology annotation, molecular function: zinc ion binding; UDP-glucose:hexose-1-phosphate uridylyltransferase activity. Gene Ontology annotation, biological process: beta-D-galactose catabolic process via UDP-galactose, Leloir pathway. The record is from RefSeq and is a predicted model, not a curated record.